AUGAGCCAGGCUGUGGUCAGUGGGGUGAGGAGACUAAGCACCAUCUCAGAGAAAGAUCUGGAUCUAGAACCUCGUUCUCCGAUGUCUAUGGGUGGGAGUGAAUUGGCCGGAUCCAGCACUUCACUCUGUUCUCGAGAGAAGCCCAGCGUGGACAGCAGCACCUUCACCUCGUUUGACUCCCAUCUGCCGGACACUGGAGAGGAUUGUGCUUCCAUACUGCUGGCCUGCCUGUACUGUCGUUUCUCCGACAUGAUGACCAUACUGCCGGAAGCAUGUGAGCGAAUACUGGGCCGCUGCUGCCCAUCCUACAAACACUACAAAGCUUCCAGUGAGCAGAACCAGGGCAAAGACUGCUGCACCUGUAAACUGGAGCUGGACUGUGGGCUCGUGAAUGCCUGUCAGGAGACCAGCGAGUUUUUGGAGCUUGCCAUGGAGAUAUCGGAGGUGUGCUACCGCUAA
This is a messenger RNA of Pygocentrus nattereri (red-bellied piranha), 459 nucleotides long. RefSeq names its product myoD family inhibitor domain-containing protein 2-like. The record is from RefSeq and is a predicted model, not a curated record. Bases 1 to 459 code for a protein of 152 amino acids. Lineage: Eukaryota; Metazoa; Chordata; Actinopteri; Characiformes; Serrasalmidae. The transcript has 2 exons.